AUGAUAAUGGAAUAAUAAAUAUCUUGAACGAAAGUGUUCCAUUUUCGUCUUAUUUUCCGUUGUACGGACGGCCAACAUCAACAAGAAGAGCCACUUCCUUUUGUUGCCGCCGGCGAACCCGCAAGUUCUGAAGCUUCACUUCCCAAGGCGGAAUUUGGUUUUAUAGAUUUUUUAUAUUGGAAAAAAAGAAAUGAGCAGAUAUAGCAGGAAUAAAGAAAAGUAUGUAGUUCGUAGUGAGAUUUCGAAAGGCUACUAUGACCAAGGCACUGCUGCGCGGACAAGACCUUUGAGUUUUGAUGAGAUUAUGUCGAAAAGGAAGGUUAAACAGAAACUGUCUGACAGUGAGAAAGAGGGAGUUGCAGAAGGUGUAUCUGGAGAUGGGGAUGUUGGAAAUAUUUCAGAAAGGGGCCAUGAACGGAGUAAGGAUAGGAAUGCUGAAAAUAAUCCAAAAAGGGGUAGUGAACGGAGUAAAGAUGGCAGUCCCCAAAAAAAUUUAGAAAGAUUCUCUGGACGAAGUAAAGAUGGGGAUACUGGAAAUGUGUAUGAUAGGAGCAGUGGACGAGGUAAAAAUCGGAAUGCUGAAAAAAAUUUGGAGAGGGGCAAUGACCGAAGUAAAGAUGUGAAUAAUGAAACAUUUUCGGAAAGGGGUAAUAAACGAGGUAAAGAUUCUUCCCCUGAUGUCCAAAAGCAUUUAUCAGAGAGAGAUGCAAAGGUCAGUUCCAAAAUGAAAGAAGAGAACAUCUCAAUGAAGGAUCACUAUUUAAAUAAAAACAGAUAUCAGGAAAAUUAUGAUUCAGAAACCAAGUUGAAGAUGAAAAUGGACAGAGAUUUUAAAGAUAAAGGUAAAACUGAAGAAAAAGAUCAUGAUAGGAAGAAAGGCAACGAUUUAAUUAAGAGCCGAGAUAGAGAAAUCCACAGUUCAGUAACCAAACUGAAGGGAAAAUUGGACAGAGAUCUAAAAGAUAAAGGUAAAAUUGAAGAAAAAGACCAUGAUAGGAAGAAAGGCAAUGAUUUAGGUAAAAGCCGAGACAGAGAAACUCACAGUUCAGUAACCAAAUUGAAGGGAAAAUUGGACAGAGAUCUGAAGGCUAAAGACAAUACUGAAAAUGUUCAUGAUAGUAGAAAAAAGGAUGAAUGGCGGAGCAAUAAUGAUAAAGAUGAAGCUUUGAAGAAGCAGUCAAGAAACUUAACAGAAAGAGAUAAACAUGUAGACAGAAGCAGAAGAAAUCCUGAAGGCGAGAGAAAAUAUCGAAAUGGAGUUGAUGAGAAAGAUAGAGAUGAGUAUCUCACAAGGAAACAUGAUCUAGGUAACUCUAAAAGCAAAAACAAUAGAGAACAUCAAUUUCCAAUUGAUAGUAAAGAGAGAGAUGGGCGUGUUACAAGGAAAUGUGACCCAGGUGAAGGAAAUAAUGCAGAAACUUUAGACACAGAGGAAAUGAAUGAAUCUUCAAGAUCUCGUUAUGAAGAAAUCAAAGUGAAAAGCAGACGGCCUAGGAGUCGAGAGCAUGUGGAAAGAAAGAGAACGUCUAUUUCUCCCUUGCCAAGGUCAAAAAAACAUGCAUCUCAUCAUGGCAAGCAUGGAGAUCGGGACUUCCAUCAUCUGAAAGGGAAUUCUGGACAGAAGCAUCCUGACGUUGACAGGACGGAAACUACAGAUAAUGGCUUAAAUGACCAUUAUAAGAAGCAUAGUGGUUCCACAAGUGGACUCUCACCAAGGAAGAGAAGAACCGAAGCUUUUGCUAGGACUUCUUCACCCCCUAAACACUCACCAGGAAAGAAGCGUGCUAAAUGGGACCUUGCACCAGAAGGAGCAGACACUGCCUCUUCUGUGUCAGUGCCCCUUUUUCUUCAAUUGCCAAAUCAAACUGCAUUUCCAAAUAUUCAUGAGCCAGUCGAUGCAGUUCCUGUUGCUCCAGUUAUAGUCAAGCCUUUUUCAGGGGUUUCAUCCAGUUAUUUGUCAACCAAUAAGAGUUACUCCACUGACUCUGUUCAACUAACACAAGCUACGCGUCCUAUGAGGAGACUUUAUGUGGAAAAUAUCCCGGUUGCAAUCGCUGAGAAAACUAUGAUGGAAUGGUUCAACAAUCUCUUGAUCUCUUCUGGUGUCAACCAUAUACUAGGAACCAGGCCAUGUAUUAGCUGCAUUAUACAUAAAGAAAAGGCUCAAGCUCUUGUUGAGUUUCUUACACCCGAGGAUGCUUCAACUGCUCUUUCUUUUGAUGGAACUUCCUUUUCUGGUUCGACAAUUAAAAUAAGGCGUCCCAAAGACUUUGUUGAAAUGGCUACUGGUGAUCUGGAAAAAUUGGAGGCUGCUGUUGAUGUAUUACGCAGUAUUGUGAAGGAGUCACCUCAAACAGUAGCGCAGAUCUUCAUUGGUGGAAUUUCAAAGGCUCUUUCGUCUAAAAUGGUUAUGGAGAUUGUAGGAAGUUUUGGACCUCUGAGGAGAUUCCACUUUGAAAACAAUGAUGAUCUUGACUGUCCAUAUGCUUUUGUAGAGUAUACAGACCAAUCAAUCGCAUCCAAAGCCUGUGCAGGUCUGAAUGGUAUGAAGAUAGGAGGGCAAGUUAUAAGUGUUGUUCAAAUUGUUCCAGAUGCAUCAACCUUGGAAAGUGAUCGAAAGCCACCCUUUUAUGAAAUCCCCAAGCAGGCAAAGCCACUUCUCGAAAAGCCUAUGCAAGUUUUAAAGCUUAAAAAUGUGUUUGAUCCAGAAAUACUAGCAUCAAUGUCUGACACAGAAAUUGAGGAAGUAGUAGAAGAUGUACGUCUAGAGUGCGCAAGGUUUGGCACUGUUAAAUCUGUAAAUUUUGUCAAGCAUGGUGAGAGCCCUGUGUCUAAUACAGAGGCAUGUGAAGUGAAUGAAAAUUUGGAAUCUGCUGGGUCUCAGGAAAACUUGAGGGGUGAUGAAACAAAUGCUGAAAGUGAGACAACCAAAGAAGCUGUAGACUAUAAAUCUGUCGAAGGCAAUGAUUUUGAGCAUGAUAAACAUGCAGAUGAUCUUAUGGGAGAGCAAUCUGACAGGAAUACACUUGAAUCCAAAGUACUCUCUCAGCAAACCUUAAAAGAUGAAUCGGACUGCACUCGUGAUGGGGUGAUGGAAAUCGUGGAGAUGAAAGAAACGAGCAUGGAAGACAAAUUGCCUAUUGAAGAAGAGUUGAAUUUGGAGGAACUCCGUGGAAAGCUUACAGAAACUUUUGUGGAUGAUCAUGUAAGAGAAUCAAACACAAGUAAAGGAGAACAGAAUUGUGAAGAAGAGACGAAUUUGGAGGAAGUUGGUGGAAAGCUCAAGGAAACAGAGAAGGAAGGUAUUAGGAAACAGAACUAUGAAGAAGAGUCGAUUUUGGAGGGAGCUGGUAAAAAGUUGAAUUUAACUGUUGCAGGUGAUCGCAUAAUAGGAUCAGAUGCAGUUGGGGAGGGAGACCAUAGGAAACAGAAUGGUGACCUUGGCCGUAUUUUUGAGGCAGGCUGUGUCUUUGUAGAGUUUGGAAGAACAGAAGCCGCGUGUGCAGCUGCACAUUCUUUGCACGGACGGUCAUUUGAUAGCAGGACUGUGACAGUGGGAUAUGUUUCUCUUGACGCCUACCGGUCCAGGUUUCUGGGAACUGGUUGAUUAAAGCACACAUACUGAUAAUAGAAGACCCGUGCACCGUAUUUCUGUAUCAACUUUUGCCAAGUGAGAUGUUGGAAAUAUUAGGUUCGACCUGUUUGAAAAUUUUAAAAUCCAAUCGGGUUCCUGUAUUGGUGUCUGUGCUGCUCUGGGUUUCGGAUACAAUAUAGGGUGUAGAAGAUAGAACUUAUUACUGUAGUUUAUCUAGACAUUUACAGAAAACCGAAUGGGAGAGUUGCUGAUUUUAGCGGUUUUGUUGGGACGAUGGUUUUAGCUUUUAAAUGAUCACAUAAAAUCUGUAUUCAUGCUCAUUUGUUCUGUUUAAUGCUCUUUGCUUUGAAAGAGCAUAUGAUUGCUGAAAACAAUGGAGAAAGGGUUCUUUUA
Molecule: messenger RNA, 3988 nt
Organism: Mercurialis annua (annual mercury)
Lineage: Eukaryota; Viridiplantae; Streptophyta; Magnoliopsida; Malpighiales; Euphorbiaceae
Exons: 10
Coding region: 191-3607 (1138 amino acids)
Cellular component (GO): commitment complex; U2AF complex; U2-type prespliceosome
Molecular function (GO): poly-pyrimidine tract binding; pre-mRNA 3'-splice site binding
Source: RefSeq, a predicted model, not a curated record